Messenger RNA from Cyprinodon tularosa, 1502 nucleotides. Its product is annotated as E3 ubiquitin-protein ligase TRIM63-like. The transcript has 10 exons. Lineage: Eukaryota; Metazoa; Chordata; Actinopteri; Cyprinodontiformes; Cyprinodontidae. Gene Ontology annotation, molecular function: zinc ion binding. The record is from RefSeq and is a predicted model, not a curated record. Bases 120 to 1340 code for a protein of 406 amino acids.
UGUCGGCACGGCGACGGCUGACGUCCAUGCUUCUAAAAACAGCCCUGCUGCUGCUGCUGCUGCUGCUCCUUUGUUUAGCGCGGCGCUGAAGGCCUCCCUCCUCUUCCUGCUCUGCCCUCAUGGAGAGUCUGGAGAAGCAGCUCAUCUGUCCCAUCUGUCUGGAGAUGUUCACCAAGCCCGUGGUCAUCCUCCCCUGUCAGCACAACCUGUGCCGUAAGUGUGCCAACGACGUCUUCCAGGCAGCCAACCCCUACCUGUCCACCAGGAGCGGCUCCACGGUGACCUCAGGGGGGCGUUUCCGCUGCCCGUCCUGCAGACAUGAGGUGGUUCUGGACCGACACGGCGUGUACGGGCUGCAGAGGAACCUGCUGGUGGAGAACAUCAUCGACAUGUACAAACAAGGCAGCAGCAGCAAACCGGUUCCUGAGAAGAAGCAGGAGCAGCCCAUGUGUGAGGAGCACCAGGAUGAGAAGAUCAACAUCUACUGCAUCAGCUGCAGCGCCCCCACCUGUUCACUCUGCAAAGUGUUUGGAGCUCACAAAGACUGCCAGGUGGCGCCCCUCAGUGACGUGUUCAACAAGCAGAAGGCUGAGCUGACGGACUGCAUCUCCAUGCUGGUGGGGAACAACGAGAGGAUCCAGGCCAUCAUCAGCCAGCUGGAGGAGACCUGCAGAGCCGUGGAUGAGAACGGCCGGCGGCAGAAGUCAAAGGUGUGUGAGACAUUCGACCACCUGUUCACUCUGCUGGAGGAGAAGAAAGCCGAGAUGACGGUCAGGAUCAACAGCGAGCAGGAGGAGAAGCUGGACUACAUCCGCAGCCUGAACAGGAAGUAUGGAGAACAUCUGGAGGGAACGGCCAAGCUGGUGGAGACGGCCAUCCAGACCAUGGAGGAGCCAGAGAUGGCCGUUUUCCUUCAGACAGCCAAGCCUCUGCUGCAGAAACUGCUCACGUCCACAGACACGUCUCACCUGGACCAGGUCCAGCCCGGCUACGAGGACAUGGGCCACUUCACCGUGAACUUUGAGUUGCAGCGGCGGGCGCUGGCCGAGGUCGACUUCAUCAAAGCCGAUGAAGACGACGAUGACAGCGAGGAGGAGGUGGAGGCAGGAGGACCCAGACCGGGAUCCUCCGAGUCACAGCCACAAGCCACGCCGGUGCCGCCCCUAGCCACGCCUCUUCAGAGAGCCCCAGAUCCCCUCCCACCGCCACCACCCACUCAAGCCCCACCCCCACUGCCUCCCCCCACCACCAGCUCCGCCCCUCAGACGGAUCAGCAGAGCGAGUCGGACCCAGAUGGACCCAAACACGUCUUCUCCUUCAGCUGGCUCAACAACAAGUAGGAGAACCAGGAGGUUCCUGAGGAACCCUGGAGAGCCUGGAUCAGUCAGAACUGGACCUGCUGCUUUGUUUAGGUUAGAGGCAGCAGAACCAGAAGGUUCUGAAGAACUUCAGAGGAACCUGGGUCACCAUGUUGUUACAGUGAAAUAAAAGUUUUGUUAUGA